AUGGCAUCAGAAAAGAAGGUAGCAGAGAACAUGCUUUGGGGAGGUCGAUUUACGCAGGGCCUUGACCCCGUCAUGGAGCAGUACAAUGCUUCCCUACCGUACGAUCGCCUCUUCUACGCCGAAGAUAUUGCAGGCUCAAUUGCUUUUGCUCGCGCCAACACAAAGACCGGCAUCCUCACCCAAGACGAGUUUGCUGCCAUUGAGAAGGGUUUUGCACAGAUCAAGGAGGAAUGGGCAUCCAAUACCUUCGAGGUCAAAUCGAACGACGAAGAUAUUCACACAGCCAACGAGCGAAGGCUAAGCGAGAUCGUUGGCAAAGAAAUUGGCGGCAAGCUACACACAGGGCGGAGCAGGAACGACCAAGUUGCCACUGACAUUCGCCUGUGGCUUCGUGAACAAUUGAGGACGCUAGAAGAAUACCUGAAGCUGUUGAUCAAGACUUCACUGCAACGGGCAGAGGCGGAAAUAGAUGUCUUGAUGCCUGGCUACACACAUCUCCAGAAAGCACAGCCCAUCCGCUGGUCACACUGGGUUCUUUCGCAUGCCACCGCUUGGGCCUCUGAGCUCGAGCGCCUCCGAGAAGUCAUAAAGCGCGUAAAUCGCUCUCCUCUCGGCUGCGGCGCACUCGCUGGAAACCCUUUCAACAUUGACCGAGUCGCCGUGGCCAAGGAAUUAGGCUUUGAAGGUCUGCUCACCAACUCCUUGAAUGCUGUAGGAGAUCGAGAUUUUGUGUUCGAGACAUUACAAUGGGGUUCGAGCCUCAUGCUCAAGAUGUCCCGAUGGGCUGAAGAUUUGAUCAUCUAUUCCAGUCUGGAGUUUGGCUAUGUGCGGUUAGCAGACGCAUACUCCACCGGAAGUUCGCUCAUGCCACAGAAGAAGAAUGCAGACUCUCUUGAACUGAUUCGUGGCAAGAGUGGUCGUGCAUUUGGACACAUGGCUGGCUUGUACGUCACCAUAAAAGGCCUACCCACGACAUACAACAAGGAUCUUCAGGAGUCUGUCGAACCGCUCAUCGACCACAUCAAGACUGUGAGCGAUUCCAUUCAGAUCGCCACUGGUGUACUAUCCACAAUGACCAUCAGCCCCGAGAAGAUGCACGCAGCGUUGACACCCGAGAUGUUGGCGACUGAAUUCGCAGACUAUCUAGUCAGAAAGGGCGUGCCUUUCCGUGAGGGCCAUCACGUAUCUGGGCGUGUUGUUGCGUUGGCGGAAAACACAAACGUCCCCAUGGACAAGCUGAGCUUGGAACAAUUGAAGGGGAUUGAUGAGCGAUUAGGCGACGAUGUCCUGGAAUGCCUGGAUUACGAACGAGCCGUGGAACUGAAGAACUCGACAGGUGGUACCAGCAAGCGUGCCGUGCUCGAGCAGGUGAAAAUUUUAGAGCAGGUCCUCGAAUGA
Plenodomus lingam JN3 is the source of this 1398-nucleotide messenger RNA. RefSeq lists its product as uncharacterized. NCBI's taxonomy places the organism in Eukaryota, Fungi, Ascomycota, Dothideomycetes, Pleosporales, Leptosphaeriaceae. The record is from RefSeq and is a predicted model, not a curated record. Gene Ontology annotation, cellular component: cytosol. Gene Ontology annotation, molecular function: argininosuccinate lyase activity.